Molecule: messenger RNA, 1889 nt
Organism: Thunnus maccoyii (southern bluefin tuna)
Lineage: Eukaryota; Metazoa; Chordata; Actinopteri; Scombriformes; Scombridae
Gene: ncoa7a
Product: nuclear receptor coactivator 7
Exons: 6
Coding region: 8-736 (242 amino acids)
Biological process (GO): regulation of transcription by RNA polymerase II; response to oxidative stress
Cellular component (GO): nucleus
Source: RefSeq, a predicted model, not a curated record
GACAGACAUGUGGUACAGCAGAGUGCAAAGCUUGACAGAGAAAUCGGGAGCUAUGAAGCUACUGCCAGAAAAUAUCAAAGUGCUUUAUUUUGCCAGUGACUGUGUGGAGCCAUAUGUUGAGAUCAUCACAGUGAAAGACUCUAAGCGGCGCCUGAGUCUCAGUAGCUCAGAGGAGUCUGAAGCAGAGGAACCUGAGUACCAGGAGGAGGCUGACGAAAUUCUCCCUGUCCUGAGUGACUACAGCCAGCUGCUCGAUGACCACCACCUGGAGAGGCUUGCUGCUCACAUGCCAGCAAGGACUCAAGGUUAUCCAUGGCAACUAGUUUACAGCACCGCCAUCCACGGCAGCAGCCUGAAGACACUGUACAGGAACAUGGCCGGUCUGGACAGUCCGGUGCUGCUGGUCAUUAAAGACAUGCACAAAAAGGUGUUUGGAGCUUUUUCUUCUGAUCCAUUCAGAGUCAGUAAAUACUGCUACGGCACAGGAGAAACCUUCCUGUUCAGCUUCAACCCAGACUUCCAGGCGUACAGGUGGAGCGGGGAGAACUCCUACUUUGUGGGCGGCAACUUGGAAUCUUUGCAGAUUGGUGGAGGCGGGGGCGGCUUUGGCCUGUGGCUGGAUGCUGAUCUGUACCAUGGUUCCAGCUUUUCCUGUCCCACCUUCCGCAACGCGCCUCUCUCCACACAGGAGGACUUCAUUGUACAAGACCUCGAGGUCUGGACUGUGCAGAACUGAAGGAGAACAUCUGAAAAGAUGAGAGAAAAACAAAGUAGAAGCCACUGUCCUGUCUGGAGUGAGAGAACUUCAAGACUUCAAGGAGUGCAUGUGCUUCAGCCACCACUGCUAUACGUAACCCGAUAGAACAGUGGCUAUCAUCUGUGUACCUGGCUCAGAUUAGCCCACAUAUGAAGCCUGUUCUAGUGGUUCUCAGGCUGGAUUUCCUGUUAAUGCUGGUUUGAUCUGUGCCUGUUUCUACUUAGAGAUGAGUGGCUAGAUGAAAUCCUGCGAUUCAGGGCCCAGCCACUUUAAACUACCGGCUAUUCAUCAGUAGCCUUGUUCUAAGUCCAGUAAGUAACUGGCAUCUGAAGCUUUAAGCCCUCCAUGCCCUCCUUUGGUUGUGGAGAGCAUUAUAAUACAAAGUUCACAUUAACAUUGUUGAACAAAAAGUUUGUAACCACUGUAAGCACAUUCAGGAUUAAAGGAAAAUGUUUUUUAUUUCAUUUUAACAGGGCCAUGUGCAUUUGUGACAUUUUAAAAUGUGUUUACAGUAUGUGCACAUGGUGGCUAUAUGCUAUUUGCAUAUGCAUAUGCACAUAAAUCACCAUAAACCUUAAAGACAAAAAUGUCAAGUAAUUAAUUUAUGGUAAAAACACUGUAACAUUAUACAACCCUCAGUGGCCUCUUAACUGUAAUUGUACUUUUGAGUUUUUCUCAUAAGAGAUCCAGUUUUAAUGUUCUCUAUUUGAAAACUGCUGUACAGCUGCUGGUAUAGACCUAACCACUCAGGUUCAUUAAUAGAAAUAUAGAGUUGCACUAAUAAAAAUGUUUUAUCUGUGAUGAGUGCCGUUUGAGGAGGAAGGGAUCUCAACUGUUAACUAUCACUUCUUCUUCUGUCAAUGAAACACCUGCCUGUCUGUUUGUACAAAUGGAUUUUACUGUUGCUUCUCUAAACUGAAAAGACAAAAGGAAACAUUUUACAUCGUUUUCAUGUUUUUAUUAUCUAUAUAUUUGAAUGCAUUUUUAAGAAAAAUUAAACAGGAAAGCAAAGCAAAAGUCCAUGUUGUUCCUGUUUGUCUGUUUGUUUUACAUUUCUUUAUCUUUGUGUGUAAAUCUAAAUCAGGCGGUGCUGGCGCUGCCAAUGUUGUGUGGAACCACAAUAAAAUUUUGU